This is a messenger RNA of Volvox carteri f. nagariensis, 2327 nucleotides long. RefSeq lists its product as uncharacterized. The record is from RefSeq and is a predicted model, not a curated record. The transcript is spliced from 7 exons. Lineage: Eukaryota; Viridiplantae; Chlorophyta; Chlorophyceae; Chlamydomonadales; Volvocaceae. The coding region runs from base 92 to 745 and encodes 217 amino acids.
GAAUUGCGAAUUCUGCACACCUGCUUAGCUGUGUGGCAACCCGCUACUUUGGGUGUUACUACUCGAGAUCACCACUGUUGCAACCUUCGACAUGGGCCAGCAGGUGCUGUGUGAUGCCUAUGGAACCCUGAAGCCUCAACAGACGGAAAUUGCGGUGCUCUUAAGCACAAACUCUCCGAGUGUCUUGCCCGGCGAAGACGUCGUCAGCAGCUGUCUUGAGACCAUUCCUUCGCCAGAGGGCCUGGCGCGCUUGGCCCUGAAUCGCUGGUCGCGGAGCACUGGUCUUGCUGGACAUCAGGAGAUCCUGGAUGCCUUCAUUAAACUCCAUGUGAGCGAGUCUAGCGCGGAGCUGAAGCCGGCUGCCAAGGCUUUCCUGUCGGAUGUCCGGAGCCGUUUGGUACAGCUAGUCCAGGAUAGCUUGGCGCGCUUUGGUGACGUCGAGGGCCCUGUCUACGACGAGGUCUACGGAGAGAACGCGGACAAGACCAAGAUCCCGGCAUACCUACCUGUCGUGUCGCACUUCCAGCUGCACUUCCACGACAUCGCCAAUGACAAGUCGCUCCACGCGGCGUGGGACAGCGCCCUGGCGGCCUGCAGUGCUGAGCUGGCGGACGCAGACGUUGGCCUGGGGAACAGCCCCAAGCGCCGGGCGCUGGUGUACCUGCUAUCCAUGGGGGAGGACAUUGCGUUCCUGCGCCUGGCGGAGGUGCUGUUGAAGGGCUCGUGUGAGUUCGUGUACGAGUGAGGCCGCCGGGUGGGUGAGGCGGAGCUGGUCGGGGAGCAGGUAGACGCUUGUUAAUACGUCUCCAUGCGGAGAGCUGUGGGCCCCUGUGGCUGGUUUUGCAGGCUGGGGGAGGGGGAAUACUGAGAGUAGGAAGGAAGGAGGGAGGCGGGGAGUGGAUGUGCGACAGGGCGGCGGUCUGCGGUGGGGUGGUGGUAGUGCUGUCGAGCGGGCGGGGCCUGCGGGCGUGGAUUUGUGAUUCUGCAGGGAAGCCUUUGCUGGAUGGAGGUGUGUGCCAGUGAAUCGGAAGAGCAGGUUGGGGCUCUGGAUUGCAGAGCCGGCAUGUAUCAGUUCUUGCCCGCGUAGCGUUAGGCGUUUCGGGUGUGCAAGCACGGCGACGUGCUAGCUCGUAAGGUGUUUCAGUCGCUGCAAGCAGAAGCGAAGAGAGAAAGCUUUUACCCGAGCGGCCUGCACGUGACCGAUGUGUAUAUGGAGAGAGGUCAGAGGACACGGUGACUGGGCGAGGCCACGUGCCAGUGCGCGGCUCUGUCGGCACCGCGGGAUCUGCGGGCCUCGCCUGGGUGCCUGUUCAGCGCGCAUGGGUGACCAGCAGGACUUUGGCGCAGGCAAUUAGUGGUGAUGCUUUUCCUACCGAAGCCGUUGGCCAUCCUGCAUGUGUAAGACAAGCUUCGAUCGGGCUCACCAAGUCAUCCUUUCGCGGCACGACAACGGUUGGCGGGUAGGGUACUCUUCAGAAGACCACUGAUUGAUGUGUUGGAUAAUACUAGCUUGUUCAUAACAAUGUCUGGUUUAUGGGGUUUAGUACGAUGACAGAACACGAAGACAUUCCAGCCUUGCCCGUCACAGCAACCGCUGAAGCAAAAGACCAGCACUAUAACCGUGUAAUCGACGUCAUUAUUCAAAUUCUUCAAGGCGAGGAUGACUGGGUGGCUGCCAUGGCAAGUGUGGCUGCACUCCUCCACUCCGCCUUCGAUUACUUCCACUGGACUGGUUUUUACCAGGCGGGUCCCCCUGGUGCCGAGACGCUAAUCAUAGGGCCCUACCAGGGCCACCUGGGCUGUCUACGCAUCCCCUACAGCCGGGGCGUGUGCGGCGCUGCGGCACGCAGCAAAGCCACUCAACUGGUUACCGAUGUGUCGAAAUUCCCGGGCUACAUCGCAUGCGCUUCCAGCACAAAGUCCGAGAUUGUCGUGCCGGUGGUAGAGGCCAGCAGUGGGUGCCUACGCGCCGUCCUAGAUGUGGAUUCGGACCUUCCGGCCGCAUUCACUCAGGUGGACCAGGACCAGCUGGAACGCUUGUGCGCCUGGCUGGGAAAGCAGGCCGCCUUCUGGAAGGAAGACGGCUAACACAGAGCAGAACCCAGCGCUCACUUGGGCGUUGAGUGGCUGCGGUCUUGUGUGGGGCUAGGCAUGUAGCAGAGGCCGUGUAGUAGCAGCAGCAACAGUACAUGCAGCAGAACAUAUUGCCAGAGCCCCCCAAUAUCUGUAUUGCUGUGCGCUCCUUACGUUGUGUACGCAAAGGAGCGUACAUCACCGUGUGCAUAUCUUAGAAUCGUAGAAAAAUAUAUGUAACCAGGGCAUGCCUC